This is a messenger RNA of Nymphaea colorata (pocket water lily), 1670 nucleotides long. Its product is annotated as vacuolar protein sorting-associated protein 28 homolog 2-like. The record is from RefSeq and is a predicted model, not a curated record. Gene Ontology annotation, cellular component: ESCRT I complex. Lineage: Eukaryota; Viridiplantae; Streptophyta; Magnoliopsida; Nymphaeales; Nymphaeaceae. Gene Ontology annotation, molecular function: protein-containing complex binding. Gene Ontology annotation, biological process: protein transport to vacuole involved in ubiquitin-dependent protein catabolic process via the multivesicular body sorting pathway. The transcript has 2 exons. The coding region runs from base 667 to 1296 and encodes 209 amino acids.
CAGGAAGGAGACUAGAAAUGCAGACGGAAGCCACCGGAGAGGGGGAGGGAGAAACUAGAAAGAGAGUCGCGUGCCCUGUCUGACUUCUCCAUUUCUUGGAAAAAAAAAAAAGGAGUGCGAGAGAGAGAGAGCCGUUGAGGUCGACCAUUUGUUCCUUGCCUCUCCGAUCUUUCCUACCGGCAACGACGCGAGAAGAGCGGGUCUAUACCGUUCUGUUUCCGUCGUCGACCGCCGGAUUCGUCCCCGAAUCUUGGCGGGGGUUGGCCGAUUUUGAUCCCCCUCGGUUUCUUUCACCUUCUUCUUCUGGAGCAGCGGCGGUCCACAGGGUCCGGGUAAGUGUUUUCCUUCUCUCUGAAGGUUCCAAAUUCGCUCGUGGGCCCUUGAGAUCGGGAGAUACUUUUCAUCGACUUCUUCCUUCAACCGGGCACCGUCGGUCCGUAUAGCUCUCCCUCCCGCUAGGUUUUGUGGAGGGAAACAAGGAGGCGAAGGCUCGAUCGGGAUCUUCGAGAAUUCGAGUUCUUUCCUUUUCAAUCGGCACCGGUUUGGAGGUGGUGCGCAUUCCGUAUUAUUCCUUUCGGCGUUAGGGUUUCUCGAUAGUAAAGGCGAAGGAUUGACCAAACAGCCAAGGCCUCUAGGGUUUCGUUGACGGAAAGGGCGAAUCGAGUGAUGGAGGUCAAGCUGUGGCACGACAAGCGGGAACGUGAGAUGUACGAGAACUUCGCCGAUCUCUUUGCGAUAAUCAAGGCGACGGAGAAGCUUGAGAAGGCAUAUGUCCGGGACGUCGUCUCGCCAGCCGACUACGAGGCCGAGUGCCUCAAGCUUAUUGCCCAGUUCAAGACUUUGGCGUCCUCUCUCAAGGAGACUGUUCCCUCCAUCGACCGUUUCGUCGACACCUAUAAACUCGAUUGCCCGGCUGCCCUCAACCGCCUGAUGGUUUCUGGCGUGCCGGCGACGGUCGAGCACCGUACCGUGGCGGCCAGCUCGAGCGCCGGAUCAACGCUUGCUGUUGCUGAGUCUGUCCAGCACUUCAUCACGGCCAUGGACUCGCUGAAGCUGAAUAUGGUAGCCGUCGACCAGGUGCACCCCCUUCUUUCCGACCUCUGGGCAUCGCUCAGCAAGCUGCCGCAGCUCAGCUCGGAAUUCGAGGGGAAGGUUAAGAUCAAGGAUUGGAUUGUGAAACUUUCGAAGAUGGGAGCGGCCGACGAGCUCACGGAGCAGCAAUCGAGACAGCUUCUAUUCGACCUGGACUCAUCCUACAAUGCUUUCAUGGCCGCCCUCCCCAAGGCCGGCGCUUGAUGCUGUCAGGGAACUUCUUGGAUUAUUUUAUCAAUUGCAGGAGAAUAGUACUCAUAGGAACUUGGAAGGAAAUGAGUGUGAGAAGUUCCAAGUUGAUGUUGAAGCCAUGGAAGAUAUCAAGUGGACGAUUUUGCUAUUUGCCUUGCUGCUGGUGUACUUAAACAAGUUUUACUUUUUUAUUUUGGGGGGAUGUCUCCACAAAGAAAUUCUAGUGAUUGUACAUAGUAUUGUCAUCGCCGAAGCAGGUUCCUACCUUCCGCUGGUUUGGUUUUCCUUCAGUUAAUUGUUUGUUAUUCUUCCUGUAGAACAGGUAUUGUAUCUCAGUUACCUUCUAUCAAAGCUUCAAUGAGAUGGUUGGAUCGAAAUUUCAAUUA